Centropristis striata (black sea bass) is the source of this 1799-nucleotide messenger RNA. RefSeq names its product KATNB1-like protein 1. The record is from RefSeq and is a predicted model, not a curated record. The transcript has 10 exons. Bases 188 to 1096 code for a protein of 302 amino acids. Gene Ontology annotation, molecular function: microtubule binding. NCBI's taxonomy places the organism in Eukaryota, Metazoa, Chordata, Actinopteri, Perciformes, Serranidae. Gene Ontology annotation, cellular component: nucleolus.
AUUUGAAUAGUCGCUAGAGGGUGCACACUGCACAGACAGACGGCAUUAUGAAUAGGAUGCAUUAUUCUCCGAUACUGGGCGGUGUUAGCCGUUGAAAUUGGAUGUUGGCUAGUUGGCAGUCGGCUUAAAGCAUCAAAGUGGAAGUUAAACUCAAUUGUCCCUGCUUAGGAAUGGAAAACAAGGUAUAAUGGACUCCAACAGUGAAGACGGAGAGUACCAAAAUGAUCAUGGCUUACAGCAGGAUGCAGCCCAGUACAGAGUGACCUAUCCUCAUGGGGCAAACACAAAAGAUGUGGAUGACAAUAAAAAUGAGGAGUUUAACAAAAAGAGGUACCCAGUGAGCCGCUCUGGCAACAACCCCAGCAGGGUGAAGCGUGUGGUGUCGUGUAAGAGAAAGACGCAUCAUCUGACAGUGACUCGGAGGAAGCAGCUCGGGACUGGGAAGACUUAUGAUGCUGCAAACAAGGAGAAUGAGAUGAACUGUGUGCAGGAUGUGCAACAAGAAAUAUUUGACAUGGACCCCUGGGAGUUUCCACUAAAUGUCAAUACAAACCACAAGGCUGGUAAAACUGGUUCUGAACAAGCAGACUGCUGUACACUCACUGAGCUCACAAAGGAUCACAGCACAAUGACUGAUGUGCUCUUUGGAAGAAAUCUGAGGCUGAAAGUAUCUUUAACACUGUGGCAGAGAAAUGUUGGAGAGCUGUUGACGUACUUUCUGAGAAUUCAAGACAUUGGUGUGUUUGUUGAUUUUCUCCCCCUGAUAAGCAAAAGCAUUGAGCAGGCUUCUCCAAGGAUCACCAUUGGCUGUUGUGUUGACCUCUUUCCUUUAGUUAGGAAGGUUCUCACCAAAUCGUAUGAAGAGUAUCUUAUAGUUGGUUUAAAAUGGAUCAAUUCUGUUUUGAAAAACUGGUGGGAGGAACUAAGAGCAAGUGGCUAUAGUGGAUCAACUAAACUUACAACGGACAAAAAUUUCCAGGCCUUUAAUCAGCAGUUAUUGGAGUUAUGGUAUCAGGAACCUUUGCUGAAAUCUGUUCCAGGACCUGCUGGAGACAUGGCAAAGGUCAUUGACUCCUUCCUUUCUCAACUUACCUGAUGACAUCAGAGAAACAGUAAAACCCUUAGAUUGGAGCUGCUAUUGUUUCCUUUUAGCGUGUACUGUACCCGUCCUGCAGAGAUAUCUGUAGAGAGAUGUGUAUUUAUUAGCUGGCAGACAGGGUUGGGUAGUUAUGGAUUAUAUGUAACCGGGAUUAUGUCAAUCAGAAUACAUGCUAUAUAUUAUUUUAUUUUUUUUGUCAACCCAGAUUACAUUUGACGAAAUGUGCAAUUAGAUUAUAGUUACAUUGUCAUGGAUGACAACUUUAAACAUCCCAGUUGUUAUAUAUAUUUUUUUCAUGAUAGCCAAUGCUUUUAACUCAUGUAAUGCACACCUGAAAUGUUUUUUUUUUUGUUUCUUUUUAUUGAUUAUUUAUGGAUAAUGAAGUUUUUAUCCCUUGUUAUUUCCUUUGAAAAUGUUUUGAGAUGUUUGAAUAAAUGUUAAAGGUGCAAUAUUUUCAACGUUUGACACCCCACCAUGUAGUUUGUAAUCUGACCCAACCCUGCUGCAGAUAAACUUGAAUAAUUGAAAUACUGAGAAUGUAUAAUACAAUUUUAAUUGUGUGGCAAAUUUGACUUGAUUGUCGUUCAACGAACCAAGUAGGAAUUGUAUUAUUGUGCAUUUUCAGUUAUGUUUCAUGCAUGUGUCUUUUCUCUUAUAUUGCAUUAUCGAUGAUGAAUAAAGUUUGUUUUUUUAUUUUAAA